Diaporthe batatas is the source of this 1773-nucleotide messenger RNA. RefSeq lists its product as uncharacterized. The transcript has 2 exons. Gene Ontology annotation, molecular function: D-lactate dehydrogenase (cytochrome) activity; FAD binding; D-lactate dehydrogenase (NAD+) activity. Gene Ontology annotation, biological process: lactate catabolic process. The coding region runs from base 1 to 1773 and encodes 590 amino acids. The record is from RefSeq and is a predicted model, not a curated record. Gene Ontology annotation, cellular component: mitochondrion. Lineage: Eukaryota; Fungi; Ascomycota; Sordariomycetes; Diaporthales; Diaporthaceae.
AUGGCUCCUCCCAGUGCAACGGGUGUCGCAGACACGGCUGGACAGACCGCGAACGGGGGUUCCAGCGUCCCGAAGCCGCGCUGCCUUCCCCCAGGAUUCACUGAAGCCAAGUUCUCAGAGUUUCUCUCCACACUAUACACGCUCGUUGGCAAGUCAAACAUCGCUGUCAUCACUGCCGACACCCCCUUCGAUGACGGCGACUAUGAGACAAUUGACUGCUUGACACACGACAUGCACAACUUCUACGACCACGAGGAGUUCAUUGCAUCUGCUCUGGUGCGACCCCGCCACGUUCAGGACGUUCAAGCCAUCGUCAAAUUGUGCAAUGACUUUGCUGCGCCGCUAUGGGUCUUCAGCAAGGGACACAACCUGGGCUACGGCGGGGCGGCGCCCCGCGUCAGUGGAAGUCUGGUGAUGGAUCUUGGCAAGCACAUGAACAAGGUGCUGGAGGUCAACGCCAAGGAUUGUUACUGCCUCCUCGAGCCUGGCGUUUCCUACCUCCAGCUACAGGAUUAUCUGCGGGAGCACAAGCUCGACGACAAGGUCAUGAUGGACGCGCCCGAACUAGGCUACGGCUCCGUGAUCGGAAAUGCGCUCGAUCACGGCGUGGGGUUCACGCCUUAUGGGGACCAUUGGAUGAUGCACUGCGGUAUUGAGGUCGUCCUUCCCACGGGUGAGGUUGUCCGCACUGGUAUGGGUGCCAUGUCCAGCCCCGAAGGACGGGAGCAGGCAAAGCAAGGCGUGCACCCGGCCGACCAGAAGCCGAACGAGUGCUGGCAGCUCUUCCCCUACGGCUUCGGUCCUGUCAAUGACGGCAUCUUCUCGCAGGCUGGAAACGGCAUCGUUACCAAGAUGGGCAUGUGGCUGAUGCCGCGCCCGCCGGGGAUGGAGGCUUUCAUGGUUACGUACGAGAAAGACGAGGACCUUCCACAGAUUAUCGACAUUAUCGGCCCGCUGCGCGUGAACAUGAUUCUGCAGAAUGCGGCUGCAUUGAGACAUGUCGGCUUGGACUUGGCCCAUUACAACCCCCGGUCACAUUACACCGACAAAGCCCUGAACGUGCCCCUGACUGAUGAGGAUCUGGACCGGGGCGCAAAACAGCUCGAUCUGGGCCGAUGGGUCUACAUGGGUGCUGUCUACGGCCCUCCAGUCAUCCGUGAGGCCCACCUCAAGAUCAUCAAGCAGGAGAUGUUGAAGGUGCCUGGAAGCCGGUUCUUCAACGAGCAGGAUCGCAAGGAGGUGUUUGGUACCUUGGAGUGUCGGGCUCACACCAUGAGGGGCGUGGCCAACAUGGACGAGCUCCACUGGCUCCAGACAUGGAUCCCGAACUGCUCUUUCAUGUCACUGGCACCAAUCUCGAAAGUCUCGGGCGAGUCGGCUUGGGCUCAAUAUGUGACGGCAAAGAAGAGGUUCGACGAGGCGAAGCUGGACUACAUGGGUAUUUUCAGCAUCGGAAUGCGAGAGAUGCAUAACGUCGUGUGCAUUGUCUUUGACCGCAAGGACCCGGACGCUCGUCGCCGCGUGCAAUGGCUUGUUCGCACGAUGAUCAAGGACUGGGCAGAGAACGGGUGGGGCGAGUUCAGAACCCACAUCGGCAUGAUGGACCAAGUCGCCAUGACUUAUGACUUCAACGAUCACGCACUCAUGAAGCUGAACGAGAAGAUCAAGAAUGCCCUCGACCCCAACGGAAUCAUGGCACCAGGAAAGAGUGGGGUUUGGCCGCAACAGUAUGACAAGAAGAAAUGGAUGCUGGGAGAGGACUACAUUAAAUAG